ACUGAAUCCUCCAAUGACAAGAAGCCCGUUGAGCGGCCUCGGGCGGCUCCAGCCAAGGUUGUUGCAAGGGUCGGCCUGACUCGGCUAAUUACAAUAUACUAGAAAAGUCCAAUUUUUCAAGGUUCGAAAUAGCGCCGUUGUAGUGACGGUCUCCCAGAGAUUCCCACGACAAUGAUGGAAUUCGAUAUAACUUGUAGCAACGGAAGAGAUGAACUCGGUAUUGCGGCCUGCACAUUUAAUUCUUCACCACACUUUCUUCCGCCAUGUCUGUUCUUCAAGUUGCUACUGUACUGGCCAACCUUGCUGCAAAGGCACAUUCUACGAUGGCCUACGCUGGCUCAUUAACUUCUAAUGACUCAGAAUGCUCCUCUGACGCGUCCUCUCUGGCAGAAGGCUCUUCCCCAACAUCUGAUUCUCGCCUCUAUCUUGCCUUACCCCCACGUACCAACGAACAUCUGGCAGUUCUAUUGCCAAGGAACCUCUGGAAGCCCGAUUCUCUCGCUGCUACAUGUGAUAAUUUUUAUUGCCACAUCAAGUUCUCGGUCCUUGAACGGCGUCAUCAUUGCAGAAAGUGCGGUGGCGUUUUUUGCCACCAGUGCACCACCCGUUCAACCCAUUUACUUGACGUUUCUAAUCUCGAUUUCCUUCAUCCUCCGCGGAAUGUGCCUAUCUCAAAUUACGAUAGUCCAACGUCACCAGUUCUCGUGAAGAAGGUCUGCGAUGACUGUUGGGACCAGAUCUACGGUUGUAAUUCGCCUCGCACUCCAGACGGCAGACCAUCCACUCCUAUGCUUGUCAAGUCUCCGGUAGAUUCUAGAGCUCCUUCUCCCAAUUCGUCUGUUUGUGCAUCUCCUGUGGACAGCCCAGUACCCCCCUCUCGACCCGUUCGCGUUGCCCGGAGCUCAUCUCAUUUCAGCACUGGACAUAUUCCAUUACCCACUUCUGUCUUAUCUCCUACUGAAUUCGAGGUCCCUCAACCAUCGUACGGCGAACUGGAUGCAUAUCCACUACGGAGGUCCAGUAUCAUUUGUAAAGCAACAGGCGGUGGUCGCUGGGAACCCAAACAUUCACCUCCCAAGAUCGGGAUCCGGAUACCUGGUUACAAAGCACCAUACGAAAUCGAAAUGGAACGAGAAGAACAAGAAGAACGCCGUCGUUGUCAAAAUCCUGUUGUGCGAGAUGGAGAGUUUCAAUAUCGAUUCCGGCAGGACCGGGUCGUGGCUAGUCUUCCCCGCACUGCUCUGUGUUUCUCCACUUUCUAGGUUGUCUGUUUUGUUGUUAUCGGUGUAUAUAUUGUGCGAGCUGUUGUAUUCCUUCGUCGUGCAUAAUUUGCUCUUGACUUCUGUUUAUACGUAAUUUUAUGUUCCAUUUUUUCCAUACUAAUCUACU
Molecule: messenger RNA, 1389 nt
Organism: Suillus plorans
Lineage: Eukaryota; Fungi; Basidiomycota; Agaricomycetes; Boletales; Suillaceae
Product: FYVE zinc finger-domain-containing protein
Exons: 5
Coding region: 264-1262 (332 amino acids)
Biological process (GO): protein transport to vacuole involved in ubiquitin-dependent protein catabolic process via the multivesicular body sorting pathway; protein targeting to vacuole
Cellular component (GO): ESCRT-0 complex
Molecular function (GO): phosphatidylinositol-3-phosphate binding; metal ion binding; ubiquitin binding
Source: RefSeq, a predicted model, not a curated record